CUGGUAAGAUCCAGCCCCGCCGGGAUUCAUGAGGGGGAGAAUUGCGGAAGGAUGUUCCAAUCAUAGACGCUGCCCCUCCAUCAGUGGACUGUUUUCCGCGGGAUCUCCCGGGGAACAUUUUUCUUCUGUCUUUGAUUUGGAAAGAAAGCCUCGAAUAUGCUGUAGAGUGAUAUUAAUGAUAUAGGGGAUGUUAUGUAAAGAUAUACACUAUGUGUACUGUACAUGUCGUUAUAUCUUCACGACGAGGAUACUUGAUGUACGGAGUACGGAUCAUCCUAACUCCGUCCCUCCGUGGUGGUGAUGACGUAUGUAGAUUCAUUCCAGUUUGCUUUAAGAACUACCAAUUAUACUAGGGAUGCUCUACAAAUUCCCAGUUUAUGAUAAAAAAAAAAACAUCCUCUCUCUCUCUCUCUCUCUCUCUUGCCUGCUUAAAAAUCUCACUUCUCACAUAUAUUAAACGGGACGCGGAACAAUGAGUCUGCUCCGAUCCUCCACAAUCCUUGGAAUCGGCCUUGGCCUCUCCUUCUCCCUCCAUUCUACCUCCCCCUUUCGCGCCCUUCCAAUUCAAUGCCAAUACUCGGCUCCCAACUCUAGAGCCGACUCCCAGAUCUCCCCAGAUUCCACCUGGGCCAUCCCCCCCGAUGGUUCUCGAGCGCGCAAGCAAGGAACAACGAGGACCGGGUUUCUUACCGCGUCCACCAUGCGCCAAGUGAGCUUGGGAAGCGUGCUUGGUCUUGUCGUUGGCGUGGGAUUAAGAGCCUUCUCUCGCGCUUUGGUAGUCCUGUUUGGAAUUGGAAUUGUAGUUGUUGAGUGGGCUGCCGCCAAAGGAUAUAACCUUGUCCCCUGGAACAGGAUGCAGAAAUACGUCAAGAACUAUGACCUCCAGAAAGCCGUGUCACGGAACCGACCCCUCAAGAUCAGUUUCGGGGCUACUAUGGCCCUGGCCGCAUUUGCGCAGUUUUAA
Aspergillus ochraceoroseus IBT 24754 is the source of this 964-nucleotide messenger RNA. RefSeq lists its product as uncharacterized. Gene Ontology annotation, cellular component: mitochondrial outer membrane. Lineage: Eukaryota; Fungi; Ascomycota; Eurotiomycetes; Eurotiales; Aspergillaceae. Bases 473 to 964 code for a protein of 163 amino acids. The record is from RefSeq and is a predicted model, not a curated record. The transcript is spliced from 2 exons. Gene Ontology annotation, biological process: autophagy of mitochondrion.